Eurytemora carolleeae is the source of this 1427-nucleotide messenger RNA. RefSeq lists its product as uncharacterized. The transcript is spliced from 2 exons. The coding region runs from base 14 to 1279 and encodes 421 amino acids. The record is from RefSeq and is a predicted model, not a curated record. Lineage: Eukaryota; Metazoa; Arthropoda; Copepoda; Calanoida; Temoridae.
AUCUACAGCUAACAUGUUGAAGUCAAUCUUCUUUAUUGUCCUUGUGACAGUGGCAUAUGCUAAAGCAGCAGCAGAACCUAAAGCUGAACCAAAGGCAGAUCCAAAGGCAAAGGAAAAUUCUGACUCUGGUCCUCAUCAUGGAAGCAACGAGUACAGUCCUUACAGUGCUCUGGGACAAGUUACAAAUAUUGGAACUCCAGUUACCCUUAAUCGAGAAAUGAUUGCUUAUGCUUAUGGAUUUGCUGAUCCUUCCCUUUACCCCUCUGGAAAUCCCAAUGCUAUUGAGGAUCCCACCACUUUCCUAAACAAUUACGUUCUCCAGGCAUUGAAUGCUAAUGGAUACAAUAACCAGUAUGGUGGAUUCACAUUACCUUCAGAUCCCCGCACUGGAAACAUAUUUCCAAGGGCUGUUAAUAACAACAACUAUGCCAAUGAAAUUUACAGCAACCUUGCCAGCACUGGGUAUACCAAUCAGGCUUCCAACACCAAUGAUAUCUACAACAACUAUGUCAAUGCCAACAGGUUCCAGGCCAAUAAUCAAUUAUCUUCCACAGCUUUAAACCCAUACUCUGACUCUGCCUUAACUGGAAAUAGGUUGGUUCCCCAGACCUUCAGUGGGUAUCAAACAUCAAAUUUCAAUACCCUUCCUUCACAAUCCAGAAAUACUUACACCUUGCCACAGGAUUACUCUUACAAUGGCAUUAAUCCUAACUACCAGACUGCUACUAGCAAUCAACAGAUUCUUGCACGAGGUUUAACUGGUCAACAACCAAGGUUAUCAACACAGUACUCAAACUCCUUGAACGCAAAUUAUCCCUACACAACUCAAGGUUCUGCGUAUUCCACCACACCAAGGAUAAAUCAGCUGUCUCCUCAAAACGCCAAUUCCUAUCAGACCAGCCUCAACAAUGCUGGAUACAGAUACCAAGGAUUAUCUAAGCGGGCAGCAGAUCCUGAGCCCAAAGCAGACCCUGAUCCAACUUUUGGUCUGUUUGAUAACUCCAGGUACACCAACCGAGGUUAUACCAACACCAGAAGAGGAUACCCUACCUACUCAAACUAUGGAUCCACAAGGCGUACAUACCCGAGCAGUACAUACUAUCCAUCCACUGCCUCCUACUCCAACGUAGCAUAUUCUAGCCCAAGAUAUGGAUAUGCUUAUGGAACUUCCUCCCCUGUUACUUACCCAAACCCAUAUGCUGUGCCCUCACACUUGGCUUAUCCUGAUCUGCUUGCCUAUUCUGCCGUCGCCAGUCCUUACGGUUAUCCUGCUUAUUGAAAUCACCACUUGUCGUUUCAACCACAAGAAGAUUUUUGAAGUUCAACAUUUCAGCCACCACUGAGUCUUUCAGUGCCAACAGUUUCAUAUUCAUUUUGUAUUGGAGAUUGUUGUGUAGGGAAUUUUAUAAUAAAAAGAGUUUACUUUA